Molecule: messenger RNA, 1862 nt
Organism: Pelecanus crispus (Dalmatian pelican)
Lineage: Eukaryota; Metazoa; Chordata; Aves; Pelecaniformes; Pelecanidae
Gene: FAR1
Product: fatty acyl-CoA reductase 1
Biological process (GO): long-chain fatty-acyl-CoA metabolic process
Cellular component (GO): peroxisome
Molecular function (GO): alcohol-forming very long-chain fatty acyl-CoA reductase (NADP+) activity
Source: RefSeq, a predicted model, not a curated record
UAAUGGUUUCCAUCCCUGAAUACUAUGAAGGAAAGAACGUCCUCCUGACGGGCGCUACAGGCUUCAUGGGAAAAGUGCUUUUGGAAAAGCUGCUCAGAUCUUGUCCUAAAGUGAAAGCAGUGUAUGUAUUGGUAAGACACAAAGCAGGGCAGACACCUGAAGCACGAGUAGGAGAAAUUACCAGCUGUAAGCUCUUUGACAGGUUGAGAGAUGAGCAGCCAGACUUCAGAGAAAAAAUAAUAGUAAUUACGAGUGAACUUACACAGCCUGAACUGAACCUUAGUGAAACAAUCAAGGAAGAACUUAUAGAGUGCAUUAAUAUUAUAUUUCAUUGUGCUGCUACAGUCAGAUUCAAUGAAACACUAAGAGAUGCUGUUCAGUUAAACGUGACUGCCACACAACAGCUCCUCUUCUUGGCACAGCAAAUGAAGAAUCUGGAAGUGUUCAUGCAUGUUUCGACUGCCUUUGCAUAUUGCAAUCAAAAACAGAUUGGGGAGGUAGUUUAUCCACCUCCUGUUGAUCCCAGGAAACUGAUAGAUUCUCUUGAGUGGAUGGAUGAUGGCCUAGUGGAAGAUAUUACUCCUAAACUGAUAGGCGACAGACCUAAUACUUAUAUAUUUACAAAAGCCUUAGCCGAAUAUGUAGUACAACAAGAAGCUGAAAAAUUAAACGUAGCCAUUAUAAGGCCAUCUAUUGUUGGUGCUAGCUGGAAGGAACCUUUUCCUGGAUGGGUUGAUAACUUCAAUGGACCUAGUGGUAUCUUCAUUGCUGCAGGAAAAGGAAUUCUUCGAACAAUCAGAGCUUCCAACAGUGCACUAGCAGAUCUUGUUCCAGUAGAUGUUGUUGUCAAUAUGACACUGGCUGCAGCCUGGUAUUCUGGAGUUAAUAGACCAAGUAAUAUCAUGGUAUAUAACUGUACAACAGGUGGCACCAAUCCUUUCCACUGGGGUGAAGUUGAAUACCAUGUAAUUUCUACUUUCAAGAGGAAUCCUCUCGAACAGGCCUUCAGACGGCCCAAUGUAAAUCUAACUUCCAAUCACCUUUUAUAUCAGUACUGGAUUGCUGUAAGCCAUAAGGCCCCAGCAUUCCUGUAUGAUAUCUACCUCAGGAUUACUGGAAGAAGCCCAAGGAUGAUGAAAACAAUAACACGUCUUCAUAAGGCCCUGAUGUUAUUAGAAUACUUUACAAGCAAAUCUUGGAUCUGGAAUACUGAAAAUAUGACUAUGCUAAUGAACGAGCUAAACCCCCAAGAUAAAAAGAUGUUUAAUUUUGAUGUUCGACAACUACACUGGGCAGAAUACAUGGAAAAUUACUGCAUGGGAAUGAAGAAGUAUGUGCUGAAUGAAGAAAUGUCUGGCAUCCCUGCAGCUAGGAAACACUUGACUAAGUUAAGGAAUAUACGCUAUGGCUUCAAUACAGUUCUUGUGAUCCUGAUCUGGCGUAUAUUUAUUGCAAGAUCACAAAUGGCAAGAAAUAUCUGGUACUUUGUGGUUAGUCUGUGUUACAAGUUCCUCUCCUACUUCAGAGCCUCCAGUACCAUGAGAUACUGAAGAAGAGAAUUUAGCAUUAGGACAUCUAUGCAUAUGGUGGUCUAACUGCACAAAGCCUGUAACAUGUAGUCAUCUCACAUUUUGUAAAAGCAUAAUUUCAUCUUAAAUUGGAGUGUGAAAUAUACGGUAUGGUAUAUGUAAUGUUAGUUGUGUAUCUUCCUGGAAACAGAGGAAAAUAAAAUGGUCAAGUGUCAGGUUGAAUUGGCAUUAGACAAGCAUUUAAAUAACUUUAACUCUUUGACCUGGGGAAAACAUUUUAGACCACUGACCAACAUAACUGUGCAAUUUGGAACAUGUUUGAUUGAAAUCUGC